AUGCCACAGGAAAGUGUGAGUGUGGAUUCUGGCUACACUGCAGCAGUGAUGGCAACCAGGCACAUUAUAAACAAUACCAACCGACGGUAUUCAGAGAUGCCCAGCAAUGCUAGCCAGUUGGAUCAGGUGAUGUGUGGUCCUUACAACAGAAGAGGUUUUCUGUGUGGGGAGUGUAAGGAAGGCUACGGUGCUGGUGCUUUUGGUCUGAAAUGCGCUAAUUGUUCAAGUCCCUGGUCAGGAUAUGCUAUUUAUCUUUAUCUAUUACUUGAGUUUGUUACAACAACGUUAAUAUUUAUCUGGAUUGGCAAUGUUUCGUCU
Geodia barretti is the source of this 318-nucleotide messenger RNA. NCBI's taxonomy places the organism in Eukaryota, Metazoa, Porifera, Demospongiae, Tetractinellida, Geodiidae. The record is from the annotation of a GenBank genome assembly.